Messenger RNA from Acanthamoeba castellanii str. Neff, 885 nucleotides. RefSeq lists its product as uncharacterized. The coding region runs from base 1 to 885 and encodes 294 amino acids. The transcript is spliced from 2 exons. Lineage: Eukaryota; Discosea; Longamoebia; Acanthamoebidae. The record is from RefSeq and is a predicted model, not a curated record.
AUGGAUCAGGACAUGAGGAAGUGGAUCGAGAAGCAGAGGCAGCUGGCGCGCGAGGGCAAGCUGCCCAAGGAGCGCUUGGACGUGCUCGCUCUUGUGGAUGUCCCCUUCGAACGCAGCUGCCGAGAGGAAAAGGGAAUGGCCGUGGACGAAGACGAGGAGGAAGAGGAAGAGGAGGUGCAAGAUCCCGACUACGAUUCAGAAGCAAGCGAUGAAGAUUUGGACUCGUACGAUACUCUCGAAUCCAGCUACAGCGACUCUGCAACCGAUUCAGAUGAUGAAGACGACAACGCUGAAGAUUGGCAGGAAGCCUCUGCGCCCUCUCCGGCGACGGCAACCCAACGACCUCGAGCCUCCCAGACUUCGUCGACGUUCCAGGCCCUGAGCAGCAGGCGCCGGGGAUUGUUCGGGAACAGCGCGAGGCGAGGCACGCCACCCGCGACGUCAACCGAGCGGACCACCACCAACUCAACUGCGACGGUUGGCGCGAAGAAGCGACGACGGGACGAUGACGCCGCCAAGCCUUGCUUGCCGCGAUCGCUGCAGGGAUCGUCCAGGCGGAGCCACUCGGCGAGCUCCUCUCCGUUGAAGAAAUGGAGGACCUCCUCGCCCGACAGCGCGGACGACAUCAGGCCUGUCCCUGACGGCCACAACCGGAGCGAGCGCGACCGUAGGCGUGGCCGUCGAGCGCCGACCGAACGAGGCGAGAGCGGUACAGCUUCGGUGGAGGAGAGCCGCCACUUGGCCGCCGCCGAUGCCCACGCUGAAGAAGAGUUCAGCAGCGCCAGCGACGACGAAGCAGACGACGACGAUAGCAACCCGCUGGAGGAAAUGUCGACCCUGAUCGCCAAGGCCAUGUACCUCGAGUCUAUCCUCGAUUGGAUCUGA